Messenger RNA from Cercospora beticola, 4539 nucleotides. RefSeq lists its product as uncharacterized. Lineage: Eukaryota; Fungi; Ascomycota; Dothideomycetes; Mycosphaerellales; Mycosphaerellaceae. Gene Ontology annotation, molecular function: mRNA binding; protein binding. The record is from RefSeq and is a predicted model, not a curated record.
AUGGCGACUAGGAUCGAUGAUGCGCCGACGUCUACAAACUUUCUAGGAGCGCCUCUCCGCGCAUCAUCCACCUUACCACCGCCCCUCUCCCUCAAUGCAAAGUUCCUGGCGCCGCGGGAACUGGAUGCUUGCGCAGUGAGGAAGACGCAGACUCAUGCUGGUGGCAUGCUAGAGCGGGCGACAGCAUGCCUCAAAGCCCGAGCAGCACGAGACUCUCUCCAAUGUGCCCAGCAGCACGCUCGGCGCGCCAGCAAACGUCUGCUGCACCACACCUUCUGGACGCAUGGCGCUGGCGACCUCGAUCUUCCGCCCUACAUCGCCAGCUCCACACCACCAGCCGGCCUGCCGCUGAGGCACGAUGACCCGCCAUCUGCGCCCAAGAACUCUCGAUCCGCUGCGCCUACGCCCUCCACUACCGAUGGCGUAUUUCUCGACUUUCUGUACCCGCCGCAAGCAUUGGCGUAUCUGCAUCGAGCCAACAGACAGUCCUUCGAGAGCUGGGAGUAUCGCAAUGCUAGGCGGUUGCCCGAAGGAUUUGUGAGGGCCUCCCGACAUUAUUCUUCGACAGCACGCUCCAAACGCCGUGAUAAAACUACCACCACCGAUCCUGAGAAGCGGCCAGAAACAUCAGCGCAGCAGGCGACUCCUGAUGACGAAGAGGACGAAGUACGCACAAGUGACCCCUUUGCUGAAGCUGCUGGCGAGCAGACCGAUAGCGCUCGUAUCCCAAGAUAUCAGGCUGAUCAGGCGACCGAGUUGGCCAAGGAGCUGGGCGUGGGCAAGAGGGCAGACACUCGCACGGGCGUACAACAAGCCUUGGAGGGCGCAGUGGAAUCCCGCGCAAAUGAUUUUGCUGAUACUGCCGGCGAGCUCGACGACAUGCAGUCACGUAACGUCGCUGAACGGUCUCGUGCCAGGGAGAAUGCUGUCGUGGUAGGACAGUCCACGCUCGUGGACAGCACGCAUGCACCCGAUCAACGUCUGCGUCAGCUUCGCUUCAUCAUGGCAAUGAAACGUGAACAUGUCACGCAGGUCUUAAUUCGUCAGGCGUGGCAACUCUACCUGUCCCUGCAUGAAGAUGAUAAGCGGGAUCUUCGACUAAAGGAGAAGCUCCUGGUGUGGCUCAAUGAGCGAGAAGAUGAGCUUGCCGAUGCAUAUAUCACCGCUUUGUUCUGGUCUAUCCCCUUGCAUUCGCGCACUCUGCCCAUAUAUCAGACUGUGGCGCAGUCGUUUCUGAGAGGCACCAGGGCCAACUCUCUGCUGUCUGUUCUGCACAAGGAGGCUUUGACGAAUAUUCCUAAUGGUCAACAACUGACACUUCAACUGUUCACACACGCGUUGAAGACCGAGAACUUCUACGCAUUGCGUCGCGCUGUGAAAGAGCAUGAUCGCGUUUUCAUGUCAGCAGGGCAAUCUAUGAGCGUCGAGCUAUUCUGGGUCAAAGUCGCCGAGAUACCAGACCUCAUGACCAGCGUAUUGCCGCUGGCGAAGCGUUCCGAUGGCGCAAACCGAUCAGAGAUUCGAAACUUGCGCGUCAAAUUAUCCAAAGAAGCUGUGCAGCAGGCAACAGACGGACUUUUUCACGAGCAGCCAUCGAUCGUCCGCACGCAGGAGAUUUUCGCGCUUCUCAAUGUCAUCAACAAAUACGACUCGCACGCCCGGCGUUUCUUCCACACGCUGCUUGUGCGCCUGCUUCCUGCUUUAGGACAACAGCGCGUAGAGAAACAUGGCGAUGGCAGCUCCAUUUCCGUGAGAGAGAAUGCGCAUCAGAUCAUCUCCUAUCUAUAUUGGCACAGUCGGCAGGGCGAAGAUACAAAAGUCCACCCCGAUCUGAUGUUGAUCUGGUUGAAACAUUUGACCAGUCGAAUGGACACAACGAACAAAGAGUAUCGCUCGGAGCGCAAUGCCACGGCUAGCAUGGUCAUCGAGGAUUGGCAGGCAUGGUACGAGCAAUUGAGUGCUGAUGCUGUUCACAACCUUAUAUCGUACAGCGCACGCGCUGGUGCUGUUGAUGCCUUGAGCCAGUGGACCGCUUACCUUAACCGCCGAUACCCAAGUUAUCAAGAGCAGCAGAAAGCCUUUUGGGCUCAAAUCUAUGUACACGCCCAAUUGUCUGAUCUAGCUGCGGCGAAACAGGCAUUCAAAGAUGUGAGUCGUUCUGCUCGAGCACACGGCGCUAGGGUUGAUUUGAAAUGCUGGAAUGUGCUAUUGUACGCGCACCAACAAGCAGACGACCUCGAAGGGGCCAUGGAGACAUUCAAGGAAAUGCUGCAAAGAACCAAGUUUGUGCCUGACGCGGCCUCUUUUGCGCCACUCGUGAACAUGCUGGCGAGGCGAGGCGACGUUGAUGCGGUCGAGGAUAUCUUGCAACAGUACGACCUCCUCACGCAGGAGAAGCGGCCGACGAAGUUCGUGCGCGCCCAUAUUAUGGCAUUGAACCUGAUCGACGAUCCAUCUCAAGCGGAGCUGUUGCUGCAGGAGUCUUUGGUAAAGGUCCGCCAGGGUCAAAUCAUCGGAUCUAUGACGGAUUGCGUCAACCUCAUGCUGGCGAAAUAUGCCUCUAUGCGCGACAUAGAUGCUACGAUGCAUAUAUAUCGCGUCAUGAAGCAACGAAACAUCUUUCGAAAUGCCACAACAUACCGACAUCUGAUGCAAUCCCUGGCCAAUUUUCGUCAGACGAAUGCGGCAUGGGCUAUUUUGACGAAAGGUAUGAGAAGAGACGGCUUUGUGCCGACCGCUGCACAUUACACUGUGGCUAUGGCUGGGUUCAUCAAUGAAGACCAGGCCGACAAGGCCAUCAUGGCCCAUCAACACAUGGUGAAGCAAAAUAUUCGAGAAAGCUUGUCUACGAAGCAGAAUUUGAUCAAAGCGAAGGCGCUCAUAGAGAAGAAAGUCCACAACCGUGCUCGAAAUUCCGGACAAGAGAUCUCGCCACCGCUAGCAAAUGCAUUGGCUGAUUUGCAGGCGAUGGUGGAAGAUCUCAAUCCGCGAGAUAUCACAGCACGAGACCGCUCAGGUGCUCACUCUCAUACCGCUCAGGAUAUGUUUUCCCCAGUCAUGUGGGCUUUAGGUGGCGAGCAGCAAGUGGAAGUCGUGCAGCAGUUGUUCCAAGACUCGCAAGCUACUGCGAACAAGUACGGCCACUCGCCUUGGCCAACAAUACGCCUUUCAGCUGGCUUGAUGAACGCAUUCUACCAUGCCAAGGAAUUUGCCCAAGUGGAAGCAUAUUGGAAAGUUGUCAAGGAGCAAGUCGACGGCAUCGCAGCUCGUUCACCAGUGCCCGACUUCGUGGCUCUUCGACAGAUUGCACGAGAGAAGCCAACUUCCAACGGCGUUGGGAUGACAGCUUCGGACGGAGCUGAGAUGGACGAUCGAGCAGAGUUGGGUUUCACGACUGAUCAGAAGUCCGAGGCCGAGGCUUCGCGAGCUCCCAUGCAAUCAGUCCAAAUGUCAAACCUUGGGCCACGACCAGCGCCGGCUCGACGAGGAGUGCUGACUCGGCCUUUCAGGAUUUACCUGGCUUCCCUUGCCGCACAAAAUCGGCUAGAGGAAGGUAUAAGAGAAGCGACUCGCCUGUUAAGCCAAGGGUAUACCUUCGACAACAUCACAUGGAAUCGCUUCAUCGAGUAUAUUGCUGGAUCAGAACCACCUCUGGCGUUACUUGCAUUUACACUUGUCGAGCGUUAUCUCAUCAGGAAAUUUCCAGGAUGGAUUGGCAACGCCAAUCGCAGAUAUCCCCUUCGCAAGUCUGCCCGCGCGCUUGGCAUGCAGUAUAUCCGAGCGCGAUAUCUAGCGCAGAACGAACUGAUGCCUCAGUAUCGUACAUUCAUUUGGCUUGCCAAGGCUUUGCUCGAGGUCAGGCGGCGCGAAGCUGGUGGUUGGCAAGGUAAGGAUGGAGAGCAAGGCAUCAAUGCAACUACCAAACGAUUGAUCGGGACCACUGCGCAAAUUCGUGAGAAGGCACCCAGGACACUGAGGGCUGUACAAAUGAUGCCCAGGAUUGAAGACAAAUGGCAGAACAGGUUGCUGAGGGGCAUUGGAUGGAAGUUCCCGCCUGGAGCUGAUCGAAAGCCGACUAUUGGUGAUGCUCAACUCGUGCAUGCCCUGGACGACUCUGAACCAUUGACUGACGAUGAUCUUGCCUUUCUGGCAGAUGCUGGUCUUGAUACAAAAAGCUCGACGAACGAGAAUGCCUCGCAGCAGGAUUCGAGUAUGGGGAAGCCUGACGAUGGGACUGCAGACGCAGAGAGCACAACGCCUGAAACUGCAUCCACUACGAGUGCUGUUGACGAGAUGCCUCAAGUUGAGAGCAAGACAUAAGAGUGCGCAUCGACGCGUUGUAGAUGUCUGUAUAUAUGUAUCAGAAGCUUGUACAAUAAGCAUCACUGCUGUUGACUGCGUCGUCUGGGCCAUUGUUGCAUGACACGCGAACGAGGGUGUUACUGUAUGUGAUCGCACAGUAGUCUGGCCGAAUCUAGGUGCAGAGGAUUACCACAACUCAGGAGCAACGUCGGCCAACAUGUCACACCACAUUCCGGC